This is a messenger RNA of Lachancea nothofagi CBS 11611, 639 nucleotides long. The record is from the annotation of a GenBank genome assembly. NCBI's taxonomy places the organism in Eukaryota, Fungi, Ascomycota, Saccharomycetes, Saccharomycetales, Saccharomycetaceae.
AUGACAUGUGUACAAUUUGUUACAAGCUCAGAUCGUUUGUCUUCACCUAGCUGCAAAUGGGACAGAACUGGUGUAAUCAACAUGAAUACGAGGUAUCCCGUGGCGAUUACCUGCGAUUUACUGGUAAUUUAUAUACUUACCAUUUACACUGCUCCUUUCGAAAAUGUCACAAACAGAUCCUCCCUGUUUUUUUAUCGCUCUCUUUACGAUAUCUUUGCAUUUUUCCUCUGCUCUGUUUUGUGCAUUUCAAUUAGGGACUACUGCCAGCCUUGGACGAAAUUAGGCCUAGGCGUUUUGUUUAUUGUGACACUCCUAGGCUCGCUAUUUUCUUCGUUCUCGUUGCUGCUGGUAUUAAAAACUGUAUACACUGGCGGUACAUUCACCUUACUACAUCACGGGAAAAAUGAGCACUAUUCGGUGACCAAUCGGAUUGUUUUGGCUUCUUUCAUUUUGUUCUUUAGUUGGAUUUUGUCGUUUUUGUUCUCCAUUGCUUGGUUCUCCAGCCUGGUAGGAGAUCAGAUCGACGAAAAGACACAAAAAGUGUCAACGCAUCAAUUAAGCGACUACAAGAUGCUUGAAGCCAUUCAUGGACGGCCGCCAACCUAUAAAAACGCUGUUCAUAAUGAAACUUUACAGUAA